AAUCAGUGCCGUUGCCCGUUACCGUACAAUAUGGAGGAGCAUUGCAAAUCCCUAGCUUUGCAAUACGAUUUGUUUGUCAACAGCACCCUCAAGUAUUUGGAUACAGCGACCGAGAGAGAUUACAUGCUAAAAUUAAAAGUUAUUGAUCAACUUACAUACAGAAUCAAUCAAAGUGAAGCUGAUAAAGAUAUUAUCAAGAAAAAUCUAGAAGCUGUGCAGGAUGAAUGUUCUAAGUUGACCUAUAAACUUAAAACUUCUGCACGUUUAUUAGAUGAAGCUCAAGUUGAAAAGGAAAAACUUGUACUUGAAAAAGAAACCAUGAAAUCUCAAUUAAAACAAUUACACAGCAUUUUUAAGAAACAAGAUAUUGCAGAAAAAUCACAUCAGACAUUCUUAAAUCAUUCUGAUUGUGUACAAUUAAAUGAAAAAAAAUCUUUUAAUAACACUGAUGCUUUAUUAUCAGAUCUUAGUUAUAGUCAUUCUGAAGAUAGUUCGUAUGAAAAUGUAAUGAAAAAUCCAAAACACAAUUCUAUACCCACAAAAAAGUGUUCUACGGGCAACAUUUCAAAUAAUUUGAACACAAAAAAAUGUGAGAUUAUGAAUGUAAAUACUAGUAACAAUCAAAUUGUUGCUAUAACUACUUUAACUAUGGAUUUGGGUUCUGUUAAUGCUAAAUCAGUUAUAAAAACUUAUCCAACAUCAAUUUCACAAAUUGCAUUAUCGUCUAGUGAUUCUAUUGAGCCAUUGUCUACUAGUGAAUCUGAAAAAGAAAAUAACAUAUCUGAAAAAGAAAAUAAUAUAUCUGAAAAAGAAAAUAAUGUAACGGAAAAAGAACAUAAUUUUAUUCAAAAAAUUAUUGUAAUUCCGGAGAUUUGUGGUCACUGUCAUAAAAAAAUCAAAUUUAACAAUUAUAUGGUCAAAUGUCUGGACUGUAAAAUUAUAACUCACCUGGAAUGUAAAGAUUUUAUCCCUAUGAUUUGUUCAACUGGUCAACUACAACUUAAUGCUUUAAAUUGUGGUAUCCCACCCUCGAUUGUUCAUUGCAUUAGUGAAAUCGAAAGAAGAGGAUUGGAUACAGUUGGACUAUAUCGGGUGUCUGGUUCCGAUAAAGAAGUAAAAAAUUUAAAAGAUAAAUUUCGCAAAGGUUUACCGGAUUUAAAAGAUAUAGACAUACAUGUUUUGUGUAGUUAUCUGAAAGACUUAAUUCGUAUGCAAAAAUAUAAUCUUAUAUCUCAAAGUGAUUUAUCAAAGUUGACUGAUGCAUUCAAAAAUAAAAAUAAUGUUUCAAAUUCACUUUGUCAAACUGUAUCAGAAUUGCCACAUUCUAAUCGUAACAUACUUGCAUUCCUCAUUAUUCAUUUGCAAAAGGUAGCUAGUUCAUCAAAAUGUAAUAUGGAUUAUAACUGUCUAGCAAUAGUUUUUGGUCCUACAAUUGUUGGUGUUACUAGUACUUCCUUAGAUGAUUUACAUAUUAAAUUUGAACUCAUUUCUAAAAUUGUAAUAGAAUUGCUGAAGUUGCCUACAGAUUUUUGGCUUAGUUUUUUGAAACCUAAUAACAAUUCUCCCGAUGAACUAUUGCAUAGUACUCCAACUCAAAGUCAACCUCUAACACCAGGAUCAUCUAAACGUUUUUUUUCUUCUGGAAUAAAAAGACGAAUAUUAGACUCCCCCAAAAAAAAUAAAAUUGCUAAACAAGUUGAAUUUUAAAUCAAGAACUGAAUUAAGAAAAUUUUUAAAAUAUGUAAUGUUUAAGUAUGUAAGAUUCGUAUUCAUUUAAAAGAAAUGUAUUUUAAGAACUUGACUUAAACACCAAACAGAUAAUUUUUAUAUGAUGUUAAUUUUACAAAUUGUUUUUUGUACUACUUUACGUAAGUUGUGAUUAUAUUAUUUUUAUUUUUUAAUUUCAAACUGAAGUAUUUAUAAAUUAAAUAUUAUCUAGUUUCUAUGCAAGUAUAUUGUAAUUUGUUUUGUUUUUAACAAUUAUAUGAUACCAGGAUUAAUGUUAU
Molecule: messenger RNA, 2006 nt
Organism: Aphis gossypii (cotton aphid)
Lineage: Eukaryota; Metazoa; Arthropoda; Insecta; Hemiptera; Aphididae
Product: rac GTPase-activating protein 1-like
Exons: 11
Coding region: 31-1707 (558 amino acids)
Biological process (GO): signal transduction
Source: RefSeq, a predicted model, not a curated record